UCUCGGCACUCGGCUGGCUCCACGCUACUCCUCCUCCUCCUCCUCUUCUUCGGCCCCUCUCGCCAUGCACGGCCUACUACUCCUUCUACCUGGCGAGGCGGUCGGACGUCAUGUGUGUAUGUGUACCUUGGACUUCAGUGUAAGAUCCGAGCUAGCGGCGAGCGCACGGCAUUGUGUAUUGUUAUAAAUCGUUUAUCGUCGUUCCUCCUCCUCCUCCUCGUCCUCCUCCUCGUCGUUCUCGUCGUCUUAAUUCUAAUCAACGUCGUCGUUGUUGUUGUUGUUGUUCGAUGUUACAACAGUGCCGAUCGUCCAGUUUACGUUUACAUACGUUGAUAAUAAACUGUGCGCCGUGUGUUUUUCGAGGGUUGAAUCACCCCCGACCGCGUCAAAUAUCGCGCCCCUCCUUCCCCCACCCGAUUUUCAUCGACGUCGUCGUAGCAUCGACAAUUUCAACACAAGGAUACGUGUCGUCAACCGUCGUACCGAUAUGAACAAUUCCUCAUAAAACUGACCAAUCUUGCGAUAGAAAGAAACGCUCGUCCAGAGAUCGUCGUCUACCACCCACCCGAGUCACAUCGAUCGAUCUUUGCUCGCACUCUUUUCCGGAAACACGUGGCUCCUCGCCGGUGCCGCACGAGGUUCCGUGGCGGCAAAUUCGUAAACGAAGAGAGACCGGAAGGAAGAAAAUAAGGAAGGAAGGAAGGAAGGAAGGAAGGAAGGAAGGAAGGAAGCAGGGUGUCCUCCCCUCUCCCACCACCCCCAUCCCUCCUUAACCAUUUCCACGACGCAUCUCCCGUGGAUAUUGUCACGGGAUGGAGCCGGCAGCGGGGAAACUCGGCUGGUGUUGCUCGUCGACCCGCAGACAAGGGGUUCUCUUCUCGGCUCGAGGAUUGACGGCGAGGCGCGGCUCUAACGCCUAAUUAAAUCGAUUAGACUUUGGGGUUAAUUGUUCUGGAAGGCCACGCUCGCCUUGCAGCCUUACAACCCUCCGCGUACGGUUAUAACACACGUACCCGCACACCACCACCACCGCAAGGAGGAAACUGAUCGGCGGAUCGUAUGCCAGGUGGAAAUAAUAACGAUCUCCCUCGUUGUUGUAUACACCGAUCGGCGAUCUUACGGCGACACUCGCCUUGAAACUACGACGCCCAAGAUACAACGCGAGAGGGCUGAGAGUCCGUCGGCUCUCUGAUCAGUCAGUCUGCCCUCGCCGAUCGUCUCGAUGAAGUGAAAUAUAAUAUCGGGAGGCAAGCGUCUCUCUCUCUUGCUCGUCUUCGGCAAUCGGUCGCAAGAGACUUACUUACGUUCACAAUCAGCCGACGUUGUUCGCUCUGUUAUGUUUUAUACAUGCAUCAUUGCAUACCUGUGAGAGUUGUGACACAAGCGUUUGUCUCUUUAAUAACGUGUGUAAUGAAUAAUUCGGCUGUGCUUGCUUAGUUGUGUUUGUUUUCUCGCCGCGAUAUUAAAACGUUUGAUAUUACAUGCAUGUAUAAUAAUACAUGUACGUGUGUGUACGCCGUAAGAAACGGCGGCUCGGUGUCGAUUUGACAUCGUUCGGCGGCUCCUACGUUUUUAAACCCUGCUUUUUUGCUCAAUUAGUUUUUAUCGUCUAACGUGGUUAACAAUAUCUUGAGAGUGCAUGAAUAUAUUCACCUGCCGUGUUGAUAAUGUUGUUACGUUUUAUCCCUCGACGUGCCGGUGGUUAAUAAAUCUAUACGUAGGUACACGAGUAUAAAUAAUACGUGUGGUAUAUAUUGUUUGAACGAAGAUGAGAAACACUUGAGCGGUUUUUAUACGUUUCGCGAUCAUUAACAUGAUCGUGUAUAAUAAUACGAUAUUUUAACUAUUUGUGAUUACACAUGUGAUAAUAAAAAAAAAAACGUAUAUAUGAUAUACAUAUUAUACACAUGUAUAUAUAUAUUAUACAUACGUAAUAAUACCUACCUUUAAUACACAACGAUCCGUACGUAUAAUAUCGAUAACGUGAUAGUACACAUGAUGUUAUAACCCGACGAUUAAACGAUCGUUACAUAUUUGUGAAAAGACAUAAAAUUCUAGUUCGUUGUUGGUUUUUCUUCAUUCUGUUUCUUCAAUUUCUCUCUCUCUCUCUCGCUCUCUUUCUGUCUCUUCCUCUGAUCUGCUCUUUUUAAAAUUAGUGUGUAAAAUGUGUAUGUGCAAAGAUAAAAAAAAAACGGUGUCAAAUAAUCGUCGUAACGCUGAUAUAAUAAUUUUAUAUGAAUAAUAUAUAUAUACGAGUGUGCGUAUUAUCGACACAGCUUAUAAUAACAUAGACCACCGUCACGUGAUCUUUACAUGAAACAUAAAACGUUUAUCGUGUGUGAAUUUGAGGAGAAGAGAAGAACCAAUUGUGUGCCAAUCGAACGACGCGUGCGUGAUAUUAAUCGUGGAUAUUAACGCGUGUAUUCGUGGCGAUUUUUCGUUCUGUGAUCAAGGAAGUGGAAUUGUGACGUUGAGAAACGAAAAAAUUCACUUGGAAAUUGCCGCACAGAAACGGGAAACGAACUGGUCCUGAUGUUCCCUCCGAUAUACGAACGGUUGGUGGGCACGAAGCGCCGAUAAAAAGCCGAGAAUCAGCUGGCAGAAGAUUCCAACCCGAGUAAGAAUGUCCUCGAAGAGGAAGUCGCCGCCAACGAAGCUAUCGGAAGGUGGGGGCGGGACGGGAACUGUGGGUGGUACCGACGAGGAGGAAGAGACGGCGUCGUCGGCGGUCCUCCGGGUUGUCGAGAGCGUAACAACCGAGGAGAACUCGGCCCCUACCGAGGGCGCGAUCGAGGAUUGUUACAACCACCCCCUGCAGAGGGGCGAGUGCGAGUCGUCGGGCUGUUCGUCGCCGGCAACGCCGAGCGAGCACGAUCCCCGGGACUCGCCCUCACCGUCGCCGGCUAAUUCGCCACCGGCGGCAAAGCGGCAGAGGAUGGUGUUCCUACAGACGAGCGCCGAUUCCCUCCAGGGCUACAACCACCUCCACCUCCAGACGAACGCCGCCGCGGCGACGACGGGGGCGGUGGCCGAGCCGGCGAGUUCCUCGGAGUGCGGAUCGCCCCCCGCCACCCUGACGGCGGAGACCUACUACGGUCACCACCAUCACCACCAUCACCAUCACCACCACCACGCCAACCCCCAUCACAACAACAACAACAACACCGUUACGCAGAACAACAACAAUCAUCAUACAAACAACAACAACAACAACAACAACAACAACAACAACGGCGGGGGCGUGAGCGCAGCGGGGGGGAAACGGUCCAUGGACGACGUACUAAAGAGGCUCACGUGCAAGAUGAACAGCGGAUCGUUAUCCCUCCAGGACGACGCCGCGCGACGGACGACACCGCCGCCAUCGUCGACGCCCAACACCCUGCACCUUACCCACAACUCCCACAGCAGCACCGGCAUAUCGAACAGCGUCGCGCCGUCGCAGGUUGCGGGAAGAAACACGGCGACGGAAGGACACCAGGACGGGGCAACCGCCCUUCAUCGGGUUCUAUGCGCCGACAACUUCGUAGAAAAGGAGCGAUGCCUCUCGGAGAUGAUACUCAAGCUUCAGAUGCUCAGGGAACAGCUGCUCCAGCAGCAGGACCAGACCAAGUCUUACCCUCCGCACCUGAACGCCGAGACCCAGAAGCAGAUCGACAUGCAACGGUUGCAAACCGAGCACCUCAAGCGCCAGCAGGAGCACAUCAUGCAGCACAACAUCCAGGAGCUUCAGGCGCAAAUCAGCAAGGGCCAGGUCACGAUGCCGGGGCCUCAGACCCUCAUGUUCCUACCCUUUCUUCAGGAGCAGCUUCGGGGACUACCCGUGACCUCCAUGCCGCCGCCAACCUCUACGGCGAUGACGGGAAACAAGCAUAUCAACUCCAUAGCCAACAUGAUAAGCGGGCAUCGAGACGGUCCAAGUUCCUGGGCGACGGCGCACCUGGCGCAGAUGACGACGCAGAUGGAGAAGGAGUCUUCGCCGACGCCGACGCCGAGCUCCGGAUCCUCGCAGCCGGCGGCACCGACGCACCAGGAUCCUGACACCCCGUUGAACCUUACCAAGCCAAAGUCCUCGGGACAGACGGCCUCCUCUUCGCCGGGAAGCGACUCCCACUCGACCGGGGCCGGGAGCAGCGGUCAUCAGGAGCAACCCUUGCCCGCGACGGCACCGAAACUCUUCCAUUCUAGCCUCCAGAUGCCCCGUGGAUACCUGCCGAGUCUACCUUACGGCGGACUUCCGCCGCAUCUCAGCACCCUCUCCUCCAUGGGCAAGGUGAUGAAUAAAGAGGAAUCCGGAGGCGGUUCCGCCGCCGCGGCGGCCGCGGCGGCCGCGGAGAAACACUUCGCCAUGCACGGAAUCUACGGGAUGCCGUCUAGUGCCGGCGGCAUGCCUCCAUCACCGCAAUCUCAGAGGGGUAUGAAACACUCGGGUAGUCGGGAGGAUCCGUCGCAGGAGGAGCAGGACUUCCUCUCAUCUCCGCACAUGUGGGGACGAGAGCAAGGCUACAAGGUUCCUGAAGAUAUAACAGAAAAAGCGAAAAUGGUGAGGCAGCAGAAACGGGACGGUGAAAACAAGCCGCAUAUUAAACGACCUAUGAACGCGUUCAUGGUAUGGGCCAAGGACGAACGGAGGAAAAUCCUCAAGGCGUGCCCGGAUAUGCACAAUUCGAACAUAUCGAAAAUACUCGGUGCGAGGUGGAAAGCGAUGUCGAAUUCGGAGAAGCAGCCGUACUACGAGGAGCAGUCUCGGCUUUCGAAAUUGCACAUGGAGAAGCACCCGGACUACAGAUACAGACCGCGUCCGAAAAGGACAUGCAUAGUCGACGGGAAGAAGAUGCGGAUCUCCGAGUACAAGUCGCUGAUGCGACAGCGACGGCAGGAGAUGAGGCAGCUCUGGUGUCACCGAGACGGCGGUGGUCCCGACAUGGGCUUCCUGUCGCCGGUCGGAUCGGAAAUGACGUCACCACACCCUGGUCCCUCGGCGAGGCCGUCGGUGUCGCCGCCGGCGUCGCUCCUCAACGGAGGGGGCCCCGGUCCGAGUUCGGACCACGGUUCCUUUUACUACCCCCAGGACAGUCUAUCCCCGAGUGACAUAAUGAACUUUUCCCCCGAGAACCCGGGGUCCGUUGGCGGUUACGACGUCAGUCCGCGGCACCACGACGAGGAUUGAGCCGCGGCUCCGGGUCAGCCCUCGUGGCCACCCGGAGCUAACGCAAGACUUGCCCACGAACUCUUUUGGUAACCUGGUUCGAACUGGGGCCGGGUUUAUUUAUUCUUUUAUCGCCAACCCCGCCGCCGAAGGACGUGUAUGAACGUGUCACGGCGAACGGAAAAGAGGAGAAGAAGAUAGGAAGGGAAGAAAGGAAGAAAGGAAGAUAGGAAGAAAGGUAGGAAGGAAGAAGCUAUUCAACUGGCCAUCGAGAACUGGCUUCUUCGCAUAUUUUGCAUCUACAUGGCACGCAGGGUCGCGAGCAAAGAUUACUUAACGGUAUGACUGUACGAUAGGUAUGUUGUCUGCGUGCGAAUUUGAGGAACGGUCCCAUUCGCUUUGGUAGUAUGAAGCUGGAAGUUUGGUAUCGUAACGCGUUCAAAGUAUGAUUUGGUGUACAUCAUCGACGAGGUGAAUAUGUGCAAUGUAUCGACUGGACGGAAGAACUACAUCGUCGCGACGUCCGUUGUAUAGGUAUCGAUAAUCAAAUUCCAACCAAUUUUCUAAACCGAUGAAAGAAGGUGCAGAAAUGAAAUGGCAAACGCGACGUCGUCUCGAGACGUAUAUAUAGAUAUAUAUAAUAUAUUUAUAUAUAUAGAUAUAUAUAAUAUAUUUAUAUAUUGUAUGUACGUCUACGUAUACGUAUAUGCUACACACAACGCGCUGUACUGUAUGUCACGCAACGUACUACCUAGGCGAUGUAAAAUCAUCUUUAUAACGUAGCUAUAAGUAUAUCGAAUAUCGAUCCGCGCCUACCUAUACAUACAUACAAAUAAAACACACGCAAUUUAUUACAAUGAAAUUUAGAAAAACAAUUGAAACAUUUCCGAGCGUUACAGAUUGUCAGGCAAAUAAUAGAAAGAGAGAAAAAUGAGAGUGAAAAAAGAAACACUGCGCACCUGAUAUUUUUUCACCUACCGUUUCUCGAACAUGGUUGUGUCUGGUUUCAAAUUCAUUUAUCCGGAAUCAAAGUUGACGAGUGUUUUAAAAUUUUCGCUUUGACAUUUUUUUUUUUGUCUUUUUCAUAUAGAAACAAACUGGUUAGAAAGAUAAUCCAUUACUUUGACAUCUUAUACUUCGAAACCUUUGGCUUAUCGGCAGUGAUAUAGAUAAUUUUCUAAAAACUUGAAAUUUUUUUUUUUUUGCCUUCAAAAACGACUGCAAUAUUUGAAGAAUUCAAUCUCAAGCCAGGAAAAGGUAGCCAAUGGAGCGGGAGGUGAAAGAAACGUACGCAUAACAUUAACUUGAAAAUAGAAUGGUUCGUUUAUUUGAGUUUUCUAAACAUUUAACGUUAUAAGAUCACUUGACACAUCAAUCGCCUAAUCUAGAGUACUGCAUCGGGUACCUAGCAUUAGCACUUUGAGGCGUUUUAAUAAAAAAAAAUAAGUGCGCGCAAUACAUAAUAAUAAUAAUAAUAAUAAUAAUAAUAAUGAUAAUAAUAACAAUAUUGGUAAUCAUAAUAACGGUAAUGAUAAUAAUAACUUAAAAAAACAGUAAUAAUAAUAGUAGUAGUAAUAUUGGUAAUCGUAAUAUAACGUUCCGUUGGUUUGCCAAAGCGCACUACUUUGUAUCCCAGAAUGUUAUAUUUGCCGGGUUUCCAUAUAGAUCACGUACAGAAAAAGAAAAAUCUUGUUCCUAAUUCUUCCCAGUCCUAUUCGUAAUGAUGAUUCAUUUUGACUAAUAACCUUGUACGAUUUUGAUGACGGAUCAGAAGAGUCCGGUCUCAUAUCAAGCGUCCCUUCUUUAUUCGUUUAAUCCAGGUUUGAACUUUGGCAAAAGGAAAAGGGCUGCAUGCACAUAUUGAAUGAACAUGAAAAUAAAUCGAUGAAAAACUACAGACGGAUAAGCGACACGUUAUCGUUUCGCAUUGUAACUAUAACACUUCACAUCGUCACACUCCUCAUUCGCGCAUCUUAGGUAUUAUAUAACUUUCAAAUCUGCGCACACUUGCCUAAUACACGCCAUACACGUAUGUAUAUCUACUUUUAACAAUUGUCUUUUCUGUCUCUCUCGCUCUCUUUCUUUUUUUUCUCCUCUCUUUCUCUCUUUCUUUCUUUCUCACUUUCUCACUUUCUCUCUUUCAACGGAGAGGGAGGAGAAUAGGCAUAUACUUUUGACGGAGAUCGCUCAUCGACGUUGAACAUGUAUUAUAUUUAUAUAUGUAUAUGUAUUAAACAGUUUCCAUGUAAUAAGGCAGGUUAAUGUGAAUCGGUCUAACGCCGAGCAAAGCGUGCCAGAUCCGUACUAGCACAAACACGCGUUUACAGCCUGUAACGGCUUAUACGCUAUAAUAUUAUACCUAUUAUAUAAUAUUAAUAAUAAUAUAAACAGAAACACACACACACACACACACGCACACACUGACGCACAUGCACACGCACACUUAGUACUUAUAGUAUUUGCAUCAUUAAUUUAUUGACUUUAAUAUUACUCUAAACUAUGUAAUAGUAGGUAAUUAUUGUAAUUAUAAGGCAGGUUAUAUGUAUAGAAACAAACUGGAGAACGAGAGAAAGAAAAAUAGAGAGAUGAGUUGUGUGAAUUUUAGUAAAUUGUUAUUAUUAAAUUAUUCUUUUUAUCCCGGUUAUUAUUGUCAUUAUUAUUAUUAUUAUUAUUAUUAUUAUUAUUAUUAUUAUUAUUGAUAUUAUUAUUAGUGCUAUUUAUUAAUCGGUAUAGACUAACAAUCGAUGAAUUUCAAAUUAUUAUCUGUUGAAUAUUAUGAUGAUGUUGUAUCGUUCUAUCUUUGCGAGCGAACCCUUUUACAAUUUUAAUUUGUAUGUAUAUAUAUAUUAUAUAUAUGUGUGUGUAUUUUUUUUACGAUCUUCCUUUUGCGUACCUUCUUGUUUAUUAGUUUACUUAUAUUUUGUUGUUCCGUUUUUUUUUUUUUCUUUGUGUUUUUUAACUCUUACCCGUACAUACCUAUGUACUGUCGUUCGUUCGAUCAAAUCGUAUUCGCGUCCCGGCCAAUGACCCAGAACAAUGCAAUAACGGAUUUUAAAAAUUACCUCAGCGACGAAUCGACGAGUUUCAAAAAAAGCAGAAACCGUUCAAAGGACAUUCUUCCAGUUUUAAAAUUUUUUUAUUUAUUUUUUUCUAACAUCGACCACUUCUCCGAUAGACGAUAUUACCAUUUCUAAAUUAACGGUCUGAUAAUUUCAAGAGAAGCCCAACCAGGCGUAAAAUAAAAAUCGCAAAUCCGUUGCUGCACGUGUUACGUAGAGGUAAACUCGAUUCGGGCGGCUCUUUUUUCCUCGAAGGAGAAGGUCCGGCGGAUUAUGGCGACGACGGAAACUUGAUGUGAUAUCUAAUACUAAUGUGCCAAAUAACAGUUUUCGAGAAGAAACGAACUUGCAUGUGGGGCGGGUCGAAUCGCUCACAAUAAUCACCCGUAAUCCCGUUGAAGUUCGAUUAAAAUCUUCUUGUUGCCACUAUAAAUACAUACUGUGCCACCCUGAUCGCGUUGGCGAAUGAAAAACUAAUAUCCAUUUACUAUUUGUAACAAAUUUUAAUUCUCAGCUCUGUUUCUUUUUUCUUCUAACUACAAAUGUAUGCUGUUUUUUUUUUUUAAUUUUUUUUUUCCAAUUUUUUUCUCUCUUUCCUUUAUUUUUCUCUUCCUUUCUUUCGUUCGUACAUUUCUAUUAUUUAUGAUAUAUUAUAUAUUAUUAUAUAUUAUAUAUAUAUAUAUACAUGUAUAAUCAGUGCAAUUAUAUACAAGGUACCUAAUAUAAUUUUACAAAGAGAGCCAGUAUCCUUGAUAUAUCUGUACCCCAAGAUGUAACCAAUCUGAUGCCGGUUCGUGUCAAAAACACUCGGAUCAGCCGCAGCACGGAUGCACAUUUUGGGUCGACAGAUAGGAUAGCUUAAAAGGAAAUAAGAAAAAAAUAAAAAAAAAAAAUUAAAAAUAUGUUUAUAAUAAUAUUUAUUUUAUAUAUAUAACGGAUUCGUACUCAUAAUUAUUAUGCCUACAGGUACGUACAUACAUGUACGGACAUACCUAUAAAUAUACAUGUAUGUAUGCAUCUAUAUUAAAAAAAAAAAAAAUAAUGAAAAUUCGCAUUUUCAUCCGUAAGGAAACACGUUACAAUGAUACGGAUAUUAUAUUAUAUACAGAUAUAAAAAUAUAAUCGCGAUAUUAGCGUCAAUAUCAUUAAUGUACAGUGUAACUAUAUUAAUUGUGAUGUACCUACGUAGCCGUACGUGUAAUUAUCAAUAUAUAUGUAUAUAUAUAUGUACAUAUACAUAUUCAUAUAUAUAUGUAUGUAUGUAUAUAUAUAUAUACAGUACUUUAGAUACAUAUAUACAUAUAGUUCAUAGAAUAUAUCGUUAAUUCAAAUACGAAACCCAUUAUUAUUACAUUUAUUAUUUUUAUUAUUAGUCAUGUCAUUAUUACUAUUAUUGCUAUUGCUAUUGCUAUUAUUAUUACUAUCAUUGUUGUUAUUGUAAGCUAUUAAUUAGUCUUUUAAUAACUCUAGGGGUAGAAAAGGUUGUAUAUGUGCCAGUCUAGACGACAACGCAAAGGUUGGAUGGUCAGAUGCCAGACUCGAUGAUACUCGAAUACUCAAUAAAUAAAAAAAAAAAUAAUAAUAAUAAUAAUGAAGAAGAAAACAAUCUGUUUUUUUUUUUUUUUACAAACUCAUCGCAGAAAACGACAUAAUAAUAUAUGUGUGUAUGUCACGGGUAACCGCGAUUAACUAUUAGACCCCUCCUCUAACUAACACACAAUUAUACCUGUAAUUAAUUACUAUUAAUUAUUCAUUUCCAUGAAAAAAGAAAAACAAAUCACACUUGCGCAUAGCUUACAUGUACUUAGAGGUAUAUAAAUAUUGACCAAUUUUACUUGCUAAUAUGAGCGAUAACCGUUUCAUUUCAUUAUACAGUAUUUACGUACGCAUCUAUAGAUCCUUUAUCAAUUUUGUGAUUUAGUAAUCUUCGACUCAUUUGGAGAUUUAUUUCUGUUUUUUUCUUUUCCUUUUCUGCUAUAGUUAAUCAAACAAACAUUGAAAAAUUUGAACCAACUGACAUUGUUUAAGAGUCGAGGAAACGAAUGAACGGAACGGUAAUUGAUUUAUAAACUAAAUAAUUACGUAGUCACACGAUGGAUACAGUAAAGAACAGAAUUUACGCCCGUCUUUACAUUUUAUUUGCCCAAUGUGCCAUAUACAUAUUUUUUUAUAAAUAUCGUCCACGGGCUGAUAGAUCCGAUGAUAUGCUAAUGGAUUAUUCUUUAUAUAGGACUUCCCAACUGCUGUCACUGCUUCCUCAAAUUUUGUUAAUAUAUAUAUAUAUAUACUUACUAUCUCAUCUCGAUCAGUGACGAGAUAAUUUAUGAAAAUUGAGUCGAUCGCAUUUCGUUUAAAUUCUUGGCGGUAAAAUGUCGCGCAACAAUUACAUCGGUAAUUUCUUUUUAAUAUUAUUAAUUUACGUCACAAUUUUAUACCUGCAUGACAGGUUAUCGCUUCAACUGGUCAGCUUGUAAUGAUAAUAUCGCGUACGGAUGAAAAUAUCCAGACGCGACUGCGAAAUGUAAAAGAAUCUAUCUCGUAAUAAAUUUUAAAUCCAAUUACAGUACUGAUCGUUAUUAUUGUGCGUAUAAACUAACGUGAAAGAAAAAAUUGACUAACAACCAUCUCGAUAUUCCAAUAAUUCGUAUAUACGUACCUAUAUAAAACGAAACAAAGUAAUGAUGCUUCAUCUAAAAUCAGACUUAAUUUUAGGAUGUAUAAUAAUUAUCUUUAAAAACGUAUAGAUCUAUAAUAUCUACAGUUGCGCGGAGGAUUGUACAAGAGAGGGGAAAAGAGGAAAAUAGAAAAAGUAAUCACGUAUGGUAUAUAUGUAAAUAGAGACGCUGUCUGACUGGAUAAAUGGAAAUAACGUCGAGGUACGAAAAUUGAAUACUGAACAUUUAUUAUAAAUAGUAAUAACGUGAUAGGUAUGUACGCAUCAGAUCCAUCUUUAAUUUUUGUUGAGUUUGGUCACCGUGUAAGGAAUCUAUACCUACGUUCCAACGUUCAUCUAAACACUGCACACCUACGAUAAACUAUAAUAAUUCACUCGUAAUCUACAAUUCUGUAAUACUUGUAGAGGGAGAAAAGAACAUUAUAUAUAUAUUAUUAUCUAUAUAUAUAUAUAUAUUUACGAAUAAAGCAAAAAACAAAAAACGAAUAAAUCAAAGGCACAAAAUCAAAACAUAUUAUUAUUACUAUUAUUAUUACUAUUAUUAUUAUUACCAUUAAUACUAUUGCCAUUAUUAUUACUAUUAAUAUAAUAUGUUGAACCAUCCGGAUUUUAUGUGAAACGCAGCUAAUCCUAAUUGAAUCUUGAUAUCUGUUGAAACCCAUGUUUAGAUUUUCAUCACUGCAUACAAUUGCGCACACAUAAUGCAUAGAUAGAAUUUACAAUUGAUUUGUUCCUACGGGAGUAUUAAUUACUGUCCGGUAAAAUAGUGUUUGGGUGGACGAUAUAAUAAUGAAUAUUAUUUAAUCCAAGAAAACGCCGGAAAAAUAAUCGCUUCUGCAUCCAGGCGAGUGAUGAGAUUCGUGAUGUAUAUAUACCUAUAAUUAUAUUUUAUCAUGAAGUAUAGUUAAAAAAUCCACGUUUUGCGACGAAUACCUAGUCGAGUAUGAUAAUCAUAAACGCCAUAACGCACAGCGUUUAUUAUCCGCAUUGAUUGCCCAUAAUAUCGUUUUAUACUCGUUUAGUUUCACAGAGUGCCGAUUAAUUGUGCAACAAGACGUUAUUUUUAUGAUAAUUUGCCUGUAACGGUGCGAUGUAUAAAAGUCAUUAUUAUACGCGGUUCUCGCAUGAGUUGCAAUUUUUAAGAUUUAUUAACAAUAAUAUUACACUUACGAAUGUUAUGUUUCUCAAUUACCGAAUCGACAAGGUUCACAUAUCCAUGAUGAAUGUAUUAUUAUUAUUAUUAUUAUUAUUAUUAUUAUUAUUAUUAUUUUUGUUUCAAUCAGUCACAAUUAUAUGAAAUCGUUGAAAAAUCUUUAACAGAUUUCCACCCCAAUCUCGGGUACUUCUUAUAUAAAAGUACGACCUUUCCAGCAGUUAAUAGCGACACUCAAAUGCUGAACUGUUGUAUCCUGAUAUUUAGGAGAGCAGUACCAGCAGUACUAUCGGUACAUACAUACAUAUAUAUAUAUAUAUCUGUAUAUAUAUAUGUGUACAUAUAUAUAUAUAUAAUAAUAAACACACAGAUAUAUCAUUAUAUUUAUUGUAAUAAUUUAAAAGUUAGGUACUCUUUGUUGUUAGUAUUUUAGAUGCGUAAUCAUUAUUAUUAAUAUUAUUUUUAUUAUUAUUAUUAUUAUUAUUAUUAUUACAUAUUAAUAAAAUACCCGUAUGAAAUAAACAAUA
Neodiprion fabricii is the source of this 12559-nucleotide messenger RNA. RefSeq names its product transcription factor Sox-5 (gene Sox102F). Gene Ontology annotation, cellular component: nucleus. The record is from RefSeq and is a predicted model, not a curated record. Bases 2624 to 5167 code for a protein of 847 amino acids. Gene Ontology annotation, molecular function: DNA-binding transcription factor activity, RNA polymerase II-specific; RNA polymerase II cis-regulatory region sequence-specific DNA binding. The transcript has 10 exons. Gene Ontology annotation, biological process: regulation of transcription by RNA polymerase II; cell fate commitment. Lineage: Eukaryota; Metazoa; Arthropoda; Insecta; Hymenoptera; Diprionidae.